UAUAAAAUUAUCGCACUAGCAGCCACAAAAUAUAUAAUAGACCUAGAAGCUCAGCCGCGCGUCAGUUUCGAUUUCGGAUCUGAAAUAUUUGUUCCAGCAUAUAUUUGAAUAACGAGAAUUUUUAAUUGUUUAAACUCGAACAAAAUGUCCAUUAUUCCGUGGUUUGAUGAUGUUUUCUUGUCCCGCCCAUCAAGAAGAUGCCAAUUAAGUCUGUUCCGAGACCCUGAAGAAUACCUCAACACAUAUCUGCCGAGAGAAAUACUUCGGUAUCCUCUGGAGGAGCUGGCUAAUUUGAGGAAUGUACUACAGAUUACCGGGGUUGAUGUAAAUUCAGAUAAAGACAAAUUCCAAGCCAACAUCGACGUGCAACAGUUCAAACCAGAGGAAAUUUCUGUCAAAGUGACGGGCGACAACACUGUUACCAUAGAGGGCAAGCACGAGGAGAAACCAGACGAGCAUGGGUACAUUUCAAGACACUUCGUUAGGAAAUAUGUUCUUCCAGAGAAUUGCAAUAUGAAACAGGUUCAAUCUAAGUUGUCUUCGGAUGGGGUUCUGACUAUUACAGCACCAAAAAUAGACGAAGAAAAGAAGAUUGAGUACCGAGAGAUUCCGAUAACCAGAACAGGUCAGCCCAUGAAGAAGGUGGAGCAAAAGGAUGCCCAAGAAGAAGCGAAACAGUAAUUUAUGUUAUUUGCUUGAUAUGUUGCCAUUUCUAAUGAUAUGAUGUAGCAAAUAAUUCUGAUUUUAAUAAAUUAAGUUCUGUCACAGUCACUAUUUAGUUUUAA
This is a messenger RNA of Anoplophora glabripennis (Asian longhorned beetle), 785 nucleotides long. Its product is annotated as alpha-crystallin A chain-like. Bases 145 to 681 code for a protein of 178 amino acids. Gene Ontology annotation, molecular function: protein folding chaperone. Lineage: Eukaryota; Metazoa; Arthropoda; Insecta; Coleoptera; Cerambycidae. The transcript has a single exon. The record is from RefSeq and is a predicted model, not a curated record. Gene Ontology annotation, biological process: protein refolding; response to heat.